Molecule: messenger RNA, 12049 nt
Organism: Bursaphelenchus xylophilus (pine wood nematode)
Lineage: Eukaryota; Metazoa; Nematoda; Chromadorea; Rhabditida; Aphelenchoididae
Source: the annotation of a GenBank genome assembly
AUGACGGACCACUCCACGUCCACCAAGUACAAGGUGCCGGCCCAGCUGCGGCCUUUGCUGGAGUCGUUCACCCGCGAAACGUUGCGCAAUCAGCCCUCGGACUUGAUUGCCUUUGGCCGGCUGUUCUUUGAGACGCUGCAAGACAUCCAGAAAGGUUGGUUCUGAGAUUUUUUAUUUUUUUGUUCGGCCCUUUUUAUUAUGUUAUUAUUAUUUUCGGGGAUUGUUAUCGCCUUUUAUGGCGCUCAAAAACAAUAUUAACAAUCCGUGGUGUGGAUAAGUGCUAGGAAAUAUUGAUAAGAAGGUUGUAAAAAUAUUAUUGCGUUUCGGGUCAGUAUUUGACCUGUUUGGAGUGCAAUUAAUGGGAAUAUCAAGGUAUUUAUGAUCUUUUAUGGUCUUAAUUGCUAUCAGUGUGAUUGCGAAUUUCACUGUUGUGUUAAAAAAUGUCAUAGUCCACUCUGAAAUGGUAAAAGCUUAUCGGGUUUUGGCUAAAAUCGGAGAAAAAUACGUUAGAACCGACGACAACAAACUCACGUACAACAAAACCAGUCUAAAACUAUCUUUGCGAUCCCUGGAAACAAGCUUAGGCCAUGGUAAACUUCUAUGCAAAAAACCUUUCUAUAGCGAAUAAAUUUUUAGACCCCUUGCAACACUUUUUACAGAGGUUGGAUUGUAUUUUAUAUCCCAAAAGAGACCCUAAGCUCUCUAUAUCCUGUCCUUUCUUUCUAUGACGUUUACAAUGAACAAUCAUGACAUCAGUUUGAUCCAACCCGCACAUAAACAACUGCAGCCAAUCAUUGAUAUAAAUUUAACUUAUUUAUUUAUUGGCAGUUUAUACGUAAUUUUUUACAAUUCCUUCCAUACAACUUCGAGGUUUUGUCUGUCUGUAUAUAACGUAUUUUUUCUUUGUUUUUAUGGCAUUUUUUUACUUCCGUCUUUGAAAUUGUAUUAUUGUACUUUCGGCCGGAACAAAAAACUGAAGCCUUAUGGCACGAAAGCCUUUGAAUAUCAAGGAAGUUUACAACAAAAAAUGUGUUGAAGUAAUUUGCGUUAUAUCCUGGUUUUUUACCACGCACAUAGAAUGUUAUGUUCCAUUACAAUAAUCACGAAAAACUUCUGGAAAUUCUACAUUUUCUUUAAUUGCACUUUACACCCUCGGGCAGUAAAGAAAGCAACAAAUUUUGAUACUCUACCGAUAAGAUUGUUGGGGUAAAACACUUUAAAUUUUAUCGCUCACAUUGUGUGUAGCCUACCGUGUUUGUUUUCCAACUCUGUUCCAAUUUCCGUUUCCUCUCCAGGCCAAAACUUUCAGCCUAUGAGUUCUUAAUGAUAGCUCUACUUUCCCCUUAUUACACCCCUGUUAUUCUAAACAUCCAAAACACACAGCUCUCCAAAUUAGGCCCUCCCAUUCCGUGCUCCCAUUCCUCUUUUUGAUAACCAUAUUGACAAGUCGUAAAAUUUUAUUACUCUCCCGUAAAGACUUCCGUUGCGCUGCGUAUGUAAAUUGCGCUUUCGACGUCCUAUUCAGUUUGCAUUACAUAUAAAAGGAGGAGGGUUAUAAGGUCAAAAUGGGCUAUUUUUAUUUUCAAGUGCGUCUCGUAUCAAAGGAUUAGAUGUAAAAAGGAUGAAAAGUUUCCGAGUAUGUAGGGGAGGCGAGUUCUAGCCACUUGAACUUUAUUUUGGCGGGGGAGAGUUAGGAUGAUGACUUGCAAGACAGGUUGAUAACUCGAGCAAAACGUGGACAGUGUAUUCUUUAUAGUAUUGAAAUUUCAGCGAGCAGAAAACUUUUGAAGCUUCUGAUAUGACUAAUUGUAAGAGUGAAUAUGAUAGCGAAGUGCUGAAUGUUCGGCGGUGGAUUGAGGCAAAACCUGGCCCAAAAGGUGGAUUGAAUAUUUAUCGGGCAUCUUUUGCAUCCCUGGUCCUGCUUCGCAUAACAAAUUUUUUUCUUGAAAAUUUGUGAGACUGCGACAAAAGUUUUUUGUUUAUGCCAAAAACUGAAUUUACCAAAGAGGGCAAAGUUCAUACAAAAACACUGUUUUUCCGCUCGAAAUUAUGUAUCAAAGAUACAUAUGGCCAUAACCGUUUUCUCUCUAACAACUCGCCGCAAUUCGCGCACUAUAUCGUUGGAAAAGAUGGCUGAAUACCUUGGACACCCUUGUAAAGGGCAAGCUAUUUUUAGGAUAUGAUCUGUGGUACAUAAGCGAAGGACUUAAAGAAACUCUAAGGGUCGCGGCCCAAACGUGUGCCUUCUUAUAGCUCAUAAAAUUUCGGAAAAUAAUUCCGCGCCUUCCGCAUAUCGCGACCUAAAAAUGUCACAUAUUUCUUGUAAAGUGGUACGGCAUUUGUCAUCGUAUGUUUAUCACCGUACAUUGAACACUUCACUUCCUCUAUCCGUUUUUCGAUGACAUCAAAUUUACUUGUGUAGACAGGAAUCGUAUUUUAAAUGCCUUAAUCUACUUAUCCAUGGCUGGUGAAUAAAUUUAUUUUCGUAUUGUUCCUUAUUUUUUACUCAGCUGGUUGAUGUUUGAACUGCUUGCCUAGUCCACAAGCAAAUAAAAUUUCAUCUUAUUAAAAAAAACUUGCUGUACUCUUACUCUACGGCUUGCACAAUCUGAAAUUACCUCUAAUUACCUUGAACGUCAUUGCCUUUUUUCGAAUAUAACACAUUAACUCUUACACUCUUACAUCUCCCACUAUUAAAACAUAAAAUUUUACAUAACAAGCGUUGUUAUUGAAACCUAAAAAUAAUACUUGUACUAUGUGCGUCGAUCGUUUAUCAUAAUAUAUCAAGUUGCCAUUUAUAAAUCCCAUUUCGUCGGUGUUUGACGCCAUAAGCCCUGUUGUUCUCUGUCUGCCAGGGAAAAGUUUGCGUGACAACACCAUCCACAUGGUCGUAUUUACAGCGAUCUGGGCCAAUUUCUUCUCGUUCCUGGCCCUAAAUUUAGUCGGUGGGUGGAUUGGAGCGAGGGAUUUUGACUCUACAAGUUUCACGGAGAGUAAAAGACCUGAAUUGCUUUGUACCCUGUUGAAAUCGGGGCACUUCCGAGAUUUUAGUUAUAGAAAAUCUCGGCUAUGCCGUAAGGCUUAGCAAUACACCCUAAAUGAAGCUUCGAUAAGCCCUCUAUUAGUCUAUAUGUAUGUUGGUAGAAGGAGGGAUCUGAGCUAGAAAAUAAUCGACUUCAAACUUUUGCAACAAAAUGGUCACAACUUUUCAUUCAACCUAAUAUGUUGUGAGAAUAUGCAAUCUUUUGAGGCAAAAUAAGAAGUUUAAAACAUCUAAGUCUAGUAGUAAAUAGUCUACAUUUUGAUUAGUCUUUUUAGAAAGUAAUACUGAGAUAUUAUGUUUGCAGUUUUGCAGAAACAAGUAAGAUUUCGAGACGAAAAAUGCUGACAAAUUAACAUUUUUUUGAGUCGAAAAUAUGCCUUCAAUUUUAACCGUGUAACAAGGUUUGUUCUGUCAAAAUAAUCGACUUUUCUUGGGGGUACUCGUCUUGAAUGCAGGAGAGCUUCUUCAUUCGCUUUGCAGCUCAAGGCCGAAAAUAUUAUAUUUAUUUCUGGACGUCUCUCCCGAUUUUCCAUUGUCUCUCGUCUUCUAAGAUCGUCGAAUAUCUCGGCUGCCCUGCAAACGGUAGCUAAAACUUUUAGGAAAUGAUUUAUCAUCGUUAUUGGCAUUUUUUCAGAUUUUUUAAAAUACGAUUUCUGCUAUUUUAGGGACACAUAUCUUCAAAAAAAAUUUAUUUCCAUAUUACUAUCUAUGUAUCUAUUUAUUUCCCCGUAAACUCGUUGAAAACUCGUCCCUCCCACGGACCGUACAACGUGAUUACCUCGGCUUCCUUUUUCCCCCUUCAAAUUUGCCUAUAUAUUCCUUCGGAUAGGGCUCUUCGUAUCUCUCGCCCUCACCCACGAAGACGCUGUGUUUUCCCCGCUCAUAUAACAUCCGAAACAAGGCAUCUGGAGAUAAAUUUACGCAAUUUAUUUCCUCCGAAAAGAACUUUUUUCGACGCCAUGUGCUUUCGGAGAGCGCUCACGGACUGCACGGUGCGAUCAUUUUUACUUUAUUGGCUUUUACGAGCGCACUGUGCGAUUUUUUACGUUUCGCGGAAUGCACUGUGCAAUGGAAUUUGAGUUGAAUGCACAGUGCAGCGAGAUUUUUUUCUACGCACGGUGCGACCAAAAAUGUUUACACUUUUUGCGACUGCACAGUGCAAUGAAGCGGUUUUUUUGCACUGUGCAAGAGAAAGAUGAGUCAAAAUUUUCCGCACUGCGCGGCUUUUUUGUCUUUGAUCUCUGCACGGUGCAAAAGGUCGCAAUUUGCUUUUUGCACUGUGCGCCACAACCUUUGUCGCUUCUUCUGCACUGUGCGUCUCAAACGUUGUCGCCUUCUUCUGCACUGUGCGCCAAAACCGUUGUCGCUUCUUCUGCACUGUGCGCCACAAACUUUGUCGCUUCUUCUGCACUGUGCGCCACAAACUUUGUUGCUUCUUCUGCACUGUUCGCCACGACCUUUGUCGCUUCUUCUGCACUGUGCGCCGCGACCUUUGUCGCUUCUUUUUUCAUUGUGCAGGCAAAAUUUGUCUUUUUUCUGGCUGCACUGUGAAACAAAUUUUCAAACACCGAGUGCACAUUUUUUUCAGGCAAACGCACAGUGCGCUCACCAAUUGUAAAUAUUUUUGUCUCAUCACGUAAUUUCUUUCCCUACUACUAGUCGCGGAAAAAAGUCCUGGGAUUUUCUCGCGCCCCCCAAAUUCCGUCGCGCUCCGAAAAGUUGAUUUGUCGCGGGGAUCGCGCGCGACAAUAAGGCAAAAUCAACAAAAUUGCACUGUGCAAAAGCACUUUUCGGGUUCAUGCACAGUGCAGAGUCGCAGAAAAAUCCCAGGACUUUUUUCCGCGACUAGUAUUUAUUUUUUGACUGCACAAUGCAGUUUCUUGUGAAAUGUCUCGGAAUUAUUUAUAAUGGGAGAAUUGGGGGCAUUACCAUCGAAUUAAUACUCAUUUUUAGCCACAUGAGGCUGGAAACGUCAUGCAGAUUCCAUUUCGGGGCUAUAAUUGACCUCUACAGAAGUUUCUUAUAAAUUUUAUUGACUUCUAGAAGCUUCUAAACCGGAUAUUCUGAUUUCAUAUGAGUUUAGAGAUAAAAUAUUAUACAUCUUGCCUAUUGUCUAUCAAAAUUUCUGUGUUCAUCAUUUUUAUCAUCAUUUUUUGCGAUUUUUCCACGAGAAAAAUCCCAGAAUGUCCAUUACACAUCCACAACAGCUCAUUUGACACCCAAAUUCCCAUGUUGCCAAUAAUUUUUGAGACUUUUUUUUACCAAGUACAAUAUAAUUUGAUCUCUCAAAUUGUAUUUUUUUGGAUUAUUUACAGAGCCAGAAUAAAUUACAAUUGUCCAAAAACAAUUUUUUUUGCCUUCUAUACUUUUAUUUAUUUAAAACUAGCUCAAUUUCCCCCAUCUUCCCUCACUUUUCGCCUACUACAACAUAAUUUGAUCUCUCGAAGUCUCAUUUUCUCACUUUUAUCCGCAUUGUCUACUCACGACUAAUUAGUGUGGACCUCCAAUUCUCCGGCGUUUUACAAUUUUCUAAACCCCCAAAAUUCGCCAGUCCUCGCCAUUUAUCCGGCCGGAUUAGCGGAUUCUUCCUUAUCUUUCUGGAAGGUGGCGGUCCCGAAUUUUAUUAUUUAUUAACGGCGAGAAAUGGGUGGCUGAAAUGUGGGAAAUGUAAUUUCAGGGGCCUGUCCCACUAACAAAGCGUAGCGCGAAUCACGAAUUGGAAGCGCGAAAAAUCAUGCAAAAGCGAGAGAGGUGAGAGAAAAAGCGGGCUCUCUCGGAAAUCCGCGCUACGGUUUUUUUGUGCAAAAUACCGAAAAUUUUUUACUUUUUUUGCCGUAACUCCUUUCAGUGAUGUCCGAUUUACAUGAUUUUAAAAACAGUGAACAGAGGAGACCCACAGCUUCUAGAAAAUGUAAAUUUUGUUUGCUUUAACGCGGAUUAAGGCUUCCCGCCAAGACGAAUUACAAUUUCCUCAUGGAGAAUCAUGAUUCGAAGUCAUAUUUUCAAAAAAAACUUAUCAUUAGCUAUUUAUCUUAACUUCCACAGCUCAUAUGCGAAUUUAUCAACCCGAGUUGCCCCUCCCAAGCCCAAUGUUUGGUCUCCUCUUGUCAUAAUUUGCUCGGUGACAAAAAGGUUUGUUUUGGAAAAAAAAUUAUAGAUAAAUUCUCCACUCAUUCCUCAGAGACGUUGAAACAAACUAUUCAAGCCAAACUACCCCUCUUACACCCAAUUUUAGUCACCCCUUGUCAUAAUUCGUUUUAUAACAAAAAAGUUGCUUUCAUAUGGCAAGGGGAGACCAAAAAUUGGGCUUGGGAGGGGCAGCUCGGGUUGAUAAAUUCGCAUAUAAGCUUUGGGAGUUACGAUAAAUAGCUAAGGAUAAGUUUUUUUGAAAAUAUGACUUCGAAUCAUGAUUUUCCAUGAGGAAAUUGUAAUUCGUCUUGGCGGGGAGCCUUAAUCCGCGUUAAAGCAAACAAAAUUUACAUUUUCUAGAAGCUGUGGGUCUCCUCUGUUCACUGUUUUUAAAAUCAUGUAAAUCGGACAUCACUGAAAGGAGUUACGGCAAAAAAAGUAAAAAAUUUUCGGUAUUUUGCACAAAAAAACCGUAGCGCGGAUUUCCGAGAGAGCCCGCUUUUUCUCUCACCUCUCUCGCUUUUGCAUGAUUUUUCGCGCUUCCAAUUCGUGAUUCGCGCUACGCUUUGUUAGUGGGACAGGCCCCAGAUGUUUUGAUAUUGAAUUAUUCAGUUCCACAGUCUUAUUCGAGUAUUUUCCGGCUUCGCUUUCAGCAUGCGAUUAAGUUGUAAUUAGCAGGGAAAGUAAUGCAAUGUAAACAAAACAUGGGCUGGGGUGGGUGGGGGUGGAGAGCGAGCUACUCAACUUGGUGUUUACUGUUUAAAGAAGUAUAUAUGAGGGUCUCUAAUUUUGUUAUACGUCAAAAAUGAAGGCUUAAUCGGUCAAAAAUUCAGUAUGAUAAGUUUAGUCAUCAUUUUUAUUAUUUUGAUGCCAAAUUUACACCUAAGCCUUUUAAAAAUAUCUUCUCUCUCCAGCUUUCGCCGUAUAUACAUCCUUUGUUUGAUGACUUAAUUUCGAUACAUUGAACGACCCAUUGCAAGAAAAAAAAGAAGCUUUUAGGUGGUAGAAGGGCUUGGUAGUACAGAGGCUUAUUGUGGCCUAAAAUUGACUCUUGUGAUUUCUAAAGGGAUUUACAAAAGACAGGCUUUGUUGUACUUCCUCAAUUUAGUCCUUUUUUAAGCAACGUGACCUCAAAAGACAAUAAGAAGUUUAAAAAGAUUUGUGGUCGGCCUGGUCAGCCGUAAGCUUAUAGGAUUUACUCAAUGAUCCGCUGGCUUGAACCGCUGUAUGUAGGGAGCAGACAGACAAGGAAAAAUUGUUUAUGUCACGUAUAAGGCCUUCUUUUUUGCGCAUUAUGUUAAUGCAUUUUAACGGCUUCAGAAUUUGUUUGUAGUCUAUACAUACAAAUAUGUUCGGUAGAGACGUCCUAUAAUAGCAUAAAACUUGCCUUAUGACGAUCGCCUGUCGUAUUAAUAAUUGCGAUUUUUGCAUAAAAUUUGAAGCCUUUCAUUUUAUCAAGGAAAAUUUUUUUUUAUUCAGCUUGCCCUUUGUGCUCGGCUUUUAGCGAGGGCGUCUGUUGAGCGACAAACCGGUUUGUUUGACACAAAGGCCAAGAUAAAGACCGAAAAUGAGCUAUCUCUUGGAAUAAAAAAAAAUUGAGAGUUCAUCGUUAAACUCAGUUUUUCUUAGCCAACAUAUAAUAUAUGUUUGUAAAAUUCAUGUCAAUUUCUUUCAACACCCUCAAUUAAAUUUCUGAUACCAUACAUAAACUACAUUUUUUUGACAAUUUCAUUGAUUUUUUACAUUACCGGCUAACUAUCGUAUAAUGCUAGAGACAAAUUCUCCAGACUUUUCCUAUCAAUCUUUGCUUCUUGCUCCCAAUGACCAUAUUUUUCCACCAGACUUCCUCCUUAACAUCCGUUCAAAGUCCAGCGAAACAAUUGCGAAAUCAUUUCCGACUGGUGCUUUAUGUCCUUAUUUAUAUAUAGUAAACCUAGACAAUUUAUCCAUUUCCACCAAUUUUUCUCCUCAAAACUUUGAAUCCCUAGCUUUUUAAUCUUCUAUGACUAUUGAGAACUUAAUUGCCACCAAUACUAUACAACUUUCAAUCUCGAGGCUUUUAUCAUCUUUUUGUGAGUACCACUCCUCUCCACCCGCAGGCCGUUCCCCUGAAAAGGGGCUUAACUUGUUAUUCAUAUAUAAGAUUGUCUUGCCAAACGUUUUGAGACUUUUUGAGGCACACACUGAACGUGGCGACUUUAGAUUCGGGCUUUAUUGAGGCUUCUUUAGUUGCUUUUUGGGGAAAAUUCAAUACGGUCUCUGUAAAGGGAUGAGAAAACUUUGUUACCGGUGUCAAAAGAUAGAUUAGGAUUUUCGCUAUUCGAAUGGAGUAAUCUAAAUUGUAUUUCUGCUUUUUUUAUUUAUGAAACGUCGAGGAAAAAAGUUUCUUUUGAGAAAUUUGUUUACGGGAUACUUUUUGAGUACUUUUCAAAGGAGACCCUUCUUUGAGCCUCCACGACGAUUUUUUUGACCAAAUUUGUUCUUUAUUAGUGUCUGUGCUGCAUCGCUCAUUAAAAUAAUAUCUAGGGCUCUUUUGCGUCCCAUUUUCACGUUUAGUAGGCGUACAGGUAUAAUCUUCCAAUGUAUAUAGCCAUUUUAACAUCAGCAAGGAAAAAUUUUUUAAUGUCUAGUACAAUAUUUGGGUUGUGCGGGUAGCAGGUAGAUUUUUUACAGCCUCGUCAUAUACGGUUCAAAAGCGCAAUUUCUGAGCUUCAAAACCGUUUGUUCAACAUAUCUCGUAAUGCGUUUCAAAGCUCACAGCAAUUUGCACAAAAAAAGAACAGGACUUACGGGACACCCUAAUACAUAAUACUUUUUUUUGCUUUUUUUACGACGAUAUGCUAUACGGUCUCUGAUCAUCAAACUUUACCCAUAUCAAAUUUGAAUUUUGACGUCUGGCUCUCUAAAUUCAACCGUUUAACCUUGCGAAUAAUUGAGUAACUCACGGUCGAACAGACAAAAGGGUUUGCGUCAGUUUUUUAGAACGGCUCUUCUUUUAGGCCUUUAGAGUUCAAAAAUAGCCAAAUCUUUUAUUCAGCUGUUUGAAACUUGGACUUUUUCAUCCUUUCAUAGAAAUUUAAGACAAGGAAAUAGGGAAAUUUAAGGAUAAAUGGCCCUCCAGAUUAAAAAUGAGUACUAAUCAUACGAUCUUUGACUUCUCAUUUUUCGGGACAUAACUAAAUUUGAGACAUUUCGCACUUCCUCGACGGGAGAAAACAGUAAACAAAAGUUGACUGGCUUCUUGUUACUGCGACAUUUCGUGUUUUUCUGACCUUAUUUUGAAGAUAAUUAAUAAAAAAUUGAAUUUAUAUUUUGUGACGACAUUUUUGAUGAUAUUGCUACAUAAAAAAGUCUUCCGGGUAUCCUAGAAAUGUCUUAAAAAUCUCAAUUUGCCCUUCCAAUCCCCAUUUUAUGAGAUAAACUCGCCAAACUUUCUCAAAAAAUCGCUCUCUUUCAGAACACCCCAGAGCCGACGUUAUCAACGACGAAAAGGCGUACUACGCGUUCCGUUCGGCCCUUCAGACCAACUCCAAAGCGCCCAAGUUGAAGGUGUCGGCUCGUCCCGACUCCACGACAAGCUCCAAGUUCGGCUCUCAGCUCUCGCAGCCGCCCAGCCAACGACAGUCGGGAACGGCGAGAACCAUCAUGCAAGUGCAACAGCCAUCGGCUCCCGGCUCCUCCAACAACAGCCGGCCCGCCACUCCCGCGGAAAUGGCCGCGACCAAGAUUCAAGCCGCUUACAGAGGGCAUUUUGUAAGGUUUUUGGAGAGUUUUGGGUGUUAGCGUUUAGGGGUUGGGAUGACGCAUUUGAAUUUGAAUUUAUUUUUUCUUAUUUUUUUCCUAAAGGGUGUGUUUUUCAAGGUGCGACAGUUAGAAGUCCUCCAAAAUUUGUGCUAAUGGUCUAUCCAGGGAGCUUAAUUCUUCAUGUAUCCUUGCAGGCCACAAUUUUUUUGGCGCAGCUAAAAAGUACACGAGAUUACUCUCGAAAGCUCACAAAAAAUUUACUCUUGUUUUUUGUGAGUUUUACCAUGUAGUGUGCAGCCUGAUUCCUACUAGAACAUAUGACAUUUCCACAAAACACUAAAUUUUCUCAAUUCGACAUUAGCAAAAUUAUGGUGAAACUGCCUCUUUCGUGCUGAUCGCUCUAUGAAAUUCACGUACUCUACCCUCAGAAAAGAUAAGUGGAUAACUCGGUUGCGCUUGAAAACGCGAGUUGAGGCUUUUGGAAACUGAUAUUGGGUCGUUCAGAAAGUUAGUUCGUUUUUUUAUUAUUAUGUUUUAUAAUACAAGAACUUUUUGUUGUUCGGAAGUGUAUGUUUAUAUUUGUUUGUUACAAAAAAGUAAAAAAAAGAACAAACUUUCUGGACGACCCAAUACAUGGCAAAAGCGUGUGGAAAAUUAAAGGAAAUAAGAGGGCUUGGAAUACUUUUUUGUAAGCUUCUUUAGGCUUAAAGCUAUCGCUGUGUAAUGAAUUUCAAAACAAAAAAAAAAUUUCUUUAUUUUAUCUAUCUGCAAAAAUAUUGUGCUACAAUUCUUGGCCAUAAUCCUCUCUUUUCAGGUGCGAAAUCACCCCGAGAAGUUUGGCCUCGACACAACGGACUUGACACGCCGCAGCUCCACCGACCGACUACUGUCAUCCGACAACAAAAAGGAUCUCAAGUAAGUCAUAAACAGAAUAGAUCUUUAAUUAAAUUUUUAUCUCCAAUUAAUCCAAUACAUAUGUAUUUCCGCCGAUAAUCCGCUUGCAAAACUCCUUCGUUUUAGACGACAUUCCGUCGGCGGCUACAGUCUGGAGACCAUCACCAACUCUCCGGACGAUCGGGCGGCCACGAGGAUUCAGGCCGAGAUCAGAGGGUACCUGGCGAGAAGGCAUGUGGAAGCUAUGAAACAAAAGAAUUUGGAGGCGGCCACCAAAAUUCAAGCCCAUAUUCGGUAAGAGGAGAUUUGGAAUUGGGAAGUUUAGUAGAACUUACGAAAGAAAGGGGGCCGAUUGCGUAUUUUAAAAACGAAAAUUUUUGAAGUUUGACUCUCAUUCACCAUACAGUGACCUGAUCCAGUGGCAAAAAACGUAUCAUUUUGCAUCCGAGAAGGAUCAAAAAAUAUGGCAAAAUGACUCCCUUUUGAAAUCGGAUUUUUUUCGCUUGGAGAGGGAGGGAUUUUGCUACUUUUUUGAUACUUCCUAGGUGCAAAAUGGUACGUUUUUUGCCACUGGAUCAGUUCCGCCACCGUCAGGGGCCUUUUCUUUCCAGUACCUUGAUUUUUUUACAAAAGGGAAUGAAAGAAAUCGUUUCUAAUGAACCCUUUUGUUUUGAAGAAAUCGUAAACUCAUUUUUUUCUGAUUUUAAUAUUUUUCAUUGAAAUAUUUUUACACAGAAUUAUUCUUAUCACAGCGUAGAAGUCCAUACACAUAAAGAAAACCUACUCAAAAUAAUCUACCUUCCAAUCAACUCUUAUCUCAUAAUCUAUUCAUUUAUUCCUUUAUCAAAUAAAAAUCACGAGAAUUUUUUGCUUGCAACCGUAAGAUCUUGUGGCAGGUAUAAAGUACAUAUAGUUGUAACAUCAAAUUUCUAUUAUAUUUAAAAACCCGUCUAUAACAAACAAUUAGUUGGCACAAAAGUCAAUUUCAGGGCAACUCAAACUUAUUGUCGUUAAUUUUUUUAUUACAGUAGGACAAGAAGUUUACAAAAGUUCAAAUAAAGAUACAAGUUUUUCCAUUACUAUCUUAUAAGUAAAAAUUUUACAAUUUUUACAUUAUUUAAUUUUCAUUUUUUACAUUCUUCCGUUUCCAGAGGCUACUUGACCCGCAAGAAGUUGCACGACGGAGAAGAGAACAACAGUCCAGCCAGAUCCCGUCAAAGCGUCAAUUCCAACGCAUGA